AUGGCGCGGCCGGGAUUCGAACAACGGAAAUCCGCCUUCCGGGCAGACGCUCCGUCCACUACACCACGGAGGCGGUCACUUAGGUCUGGGACUUUUACCACGCGAGGUUUUGCAACGUGCAAAACAUUUACGUGCCAUGUUGCUGGUGGGCGUCAGUUUGUAGAUAAAGCCAACACUGGGAUUAUCAUGUUGCCGGAGAAUCCAGACACGUCACCUCGGGAACAGUUCAACAUCCUCACCUCCUACAUCGACGCCUGCACCGUCUACGGAGGCACAUUUGGGCAGGCGGACGAAUUAAGAACCAAAUCAGAUGGUUUGCUGAAAACCACUUCUGGGGGCGACAACCUGCCAACUUCCGACAAGACGUUUUGCAUACAGAGAUCCGGGAAUAAGUGCCCGGAUGCUGGCGACUGGCGGGUCAAUGUCUUCGCUGGUCUGACAGCCACGCAUACGCUGUGGGUAAAGGAACAUAACAGGAUUGCAAGGGGUCUUGCCAAUGUACACACUGGCUGGGACGAUGAACUUCUCUACCAGGAAGCUCGCCGUAUUGUCAUUGCUACCAUACAACAUAUCACUUACAAGGACUGGUUGCCUCUGAUCCUUGGAGACGAUUUCUACGAUGCUUUUGACCUCGGCACUACGUAUUCCUAUGACGCCUCCGUUGAUCCAGGGCUGUACAACAGCUUUGCUACUGCUGCUAACAGAUUUGGCCACUCUCAGCUCCGCGCAACAUACAAUGUGAAGGACCAUGCCAAUCUCAAGAUCGAGGAUAUGUUCAUGGAUGUAGCCUAUGCAACUAAUGGCAUCAAAGAGGUCUUCGAAUGGCUCCUGGCGGCCAAGAAUCAGAAGGCCGAUGAGAAGUUUCCUAAUGGUGUAACUGAUCAUCUGUUUGAGCACGUCCAGACUGUAAAUGGGGCUAAAGACCUCCUGGCCCUCAACAUACAGCGAGGCCGGGACCAUGGCCUCCCCCCCUACUCAGACUUCCGGGACAAGGCCAUCCAGUUCGCCACCGACAAAACGAUCACUAUUACAACACCAACAAACCCUUCAUGCGCUUCUUCUGUGUACACGGACACAAGCAAAAUCGACCUAUACGCAGGUGCUAUGAACGAGGCCCCUGUUACUGGUGGUGUGGUUGGUCCAACUUUUGCCUACAUAAUGGGACAGCAAUUUAGUGACAUACGGUCUGGUGAUCGAUUCUGGUACGAGACAACCAAUACAACUAUUGGUUUCACAGCAGAUCAACUAGCCGAGAUCGACAAAAUAACUCUGGCUCGUGUGAUCUGUACCAACACCGGCAUAAAAUCCAUCCAGCCCGACGCCUUCAGCAUCCCAGACGCAACGUCUAACGGAGAAAUCAGCUGCAGCAGUCUUGGCGACCUUGACUUUUCCAUAUUUUAA
Messenger RNA from Haliotis rufescens (red abalone), 1401 nucleotides. Its product is annotated as peroxidasin-like. The record is from RefSeq and is a predicted model, not a curated record. The transcript is spliced from 8 exons. The coding region runs from base 1 to 1401 and encodes 466 amino acids. Gene Ontology annotation, biological process: response to oxidative stress. Gene Ontology annotation, molecular function: peroxidase activity; heme binding. NCBI's taxonomy places the organism in Eukaryota, Metazoa, Mollusca, Gastropoda, Lepetellida, Haliotidae.